This is a messenger RNA of Fraxinus pennsylvanica, 1074 nucleotides long. The record is from the annotation of a GenBank genome assembly. NCBI's taxonomy places the organism in Eukaryota, Viridiplantae, Streptophyta, Magnoliopsida, Lamiales, Oleaceae.
AUGGCUCAAGGACCGGAGUUUUGUUUGCCAGCGGAGUUCCUCACCGACGAGGAUUUUGUCAUUGAGAACGAGAAAUUCAACGAAGAAACUGAGUCAGUUUCCGAGUUCUGCUUCCCCACUGAAUUUCCCUACGAUUUUGGCACCUAUACAUUGGGUUCUCCCGAAAUAGAGAGCGACGACGAAGACUUACUCGCCGCAUUAACUUGCUCCUCUUUCUAUCAACAUCUCAACCCCACCAAGCCUCAAAAUCUUGAGAAAGAUUGGAUGUCCGGUUCGCCCCAGUCAACGCUGACCCAGGUUGGGAGCACCGGCGGGUCGUACGACGGUAGCCAUAAUGGUCCAUCUCAGGUGCCGUCUCCUCCAACGACCCUGUUCGGGAUUAAGAACAACAAGCCAUGGGAACUGAUUUACCAUCCCGCCGUUCAAGUCCCUAAACACAAGCUAAACGGCGGUGGCCUAUCGGAGCCACCUAGAAGCCUCGUUCAACUUCAAUAUCCUGCACAAAAUCUCAACGCCCCUGUUUUCCAUAACACUCGUUUCCAGCAAGUGAGAGUGGAUCGUUCGAUGAACCAACCGAAUAUGGGGUGUGGAAUGUGGUACAGCCAGCACCAAAUGGAUAAAAACAGGGGUGCGAGACUAGUAGGAGGAAUGGGUCAAGCUGCGUACCAAAUUCGCCCUACCCAAAAGUUUAGCGGUUCGGGUACUACUGGGCAGGUGUCUUUUGGUGGGUAUGGCGGCGGAGAUAGAAUUGGUCCAGGCGGUGCCGGUGGUAAAAAGGGGUGUGCUGGGACAGGGGUCUUUUUUCCUCGGAGAUAUGGGGCUAAUAAUGAAAAGAACGCGUUCCCUUCAGAUUCACGCAAGAAGCUAGUUAGUUCAACUGCUUUGCUUCCUGAUGGAAUUAUCCAUGCCCUCAACAAGAAUAUCUUCGACGUUCAGUCUCGGUCUCAGCCUGGGUACUUCAUCCCGGAUUAUGACACCUUGAUGUCUAGAAGGAAUGCGUUAUUGAUACAACAUCAACUCGGUUUAAGUUCGUCGACUCGAAGUUCAUACCAUCCUCAGGAUUGGAGCUUUUGA